Lytechinus pictus (painted urchin) is the source of this 2848-nucleotide messenger RNA. Its product is annotated as organic cation transporter protein-like. Lineage: Eukaryota; Metazoa; Echinodermata; Echinoidea; Temnopleuroida; Toxopneustidae. The record is from RefSeq and is a predicted model, not a curated record. The transcript is spliced from 11 exons. Gene Ontology annotation, molecular function: transmembrane transporter activity. The coding region runs from base 159 to 1913 and encodes 584 amino acids. Gene Ontology annotation, biological process: transmembrane transport. Gene Ontology annotation, cellular component: membrane.
ACUGGCAAAUAUUACAGACUAUAAAAACCAUAUAAGCUUUAUAACUCUACAUACUGAACCAUGAAUAAACAUCGUCAACAACUACAACCUUAUACCUACACGGGAUUCUCAAGAUACGGCUAUAUAUUUUGCUUGAAAAGGAUCUUCGUGAGAGAAACAUGAAGUUUGACGAUAUUUUGAAAGUUGUUGGGGAGUUUGGGCCGUAUCAAAUCAAGGUUUAUAGCUUGGUAUGUCUAAUGAUCUUCUUCUCGUCAUGGGAAGCACUACUUACCGUGUUCAUAGGGGCGUCUGUUGAUCACUGGUGUGCAGUUCCAGAGUGGAAUUCGGAAGAUUGCACUGAAUAUGGCCUUAGCGAAUCCGAAUGCGAAAUAUUCAAGAAAGAAGGAAGCAUCCCGUCCAAUUAUAUAUCGAGUGGGGAGCUGGUCUAUGCCCAAUGUGAGAGAUAUAAUGUGUCAGGAGUGGGAUUCUGGCCCGGGGUAACACCUUCGAACUACACGGACGGGAACACCGGGACUAUCCCGUGUGAUGACGGAUGGAUGUACGAUGAUAGUCAGUAUAAGUCAACCAUCGUCGAAGAUUUUGAGCUGGUUUGUGGGAAGGAGAAUCUCAAUGAGAUCUCACAGACAAUUUACUACGCUGGAUUUCUGGUAGGAUCUCUCGUCUUCGGAUUAUCGUCUGAUAUAAUCGGACGUUGGUGGACUCUUCAGAUGUGCACUGUGGUCAGACUGGUCACGGGUAUCCUCAUUGCCUUCACCAAACAGUGGUGGGCCUAUUCCUUUCUAAGAUUCUUUCUUGGGAUGGCGGGAAUGGGCCAUUACAUCAUUCUCUUCGUCUUGGGAACGGAAUACGUUGGGACAUCCAAACGGAAUAUUGCUGGCAUCCUGUACUGCGUCCCGUAUUCUUUGGGGUACAUGGCAUUGGCUUUGGUGGCCUUCUACCUUCCCUAUUGGAGAACUCUUCAGCUUGCCACCAUGGCGCCAGUUGUGACCUUCUUCUUCUUAAUGAUAUAUGUACCCGAAUCAGCAAGAUGGCUGAUAUCAGCCGGGCGGUAUGAACAGGCAGAGAAAAUCAUCAAAAAGAUAGCUGAGGUCAACAAAACAACUGCACCGGAUCCAGUCUUUACUGAAGACUUUAAGAAGGAAGAGGCGAUAAAUCGGGAUCAAAACAGAGCCAAUAUCUUUGAUCUCUUUCGUUCUCGAUCAGUCUGUCUCCGAACUCUUAAUCUUAUUUUCAGUUGGAUGGUGCAUACGACGGUGUAUUACGGUCUGUCUCUAAGCACUUCGAGUCUUGGUGUCAAUGACUUUGUAGCCUUCACCGUUUCCGGUGCAGUCGAGAUCCCCGCGUACCUCCUCACGAUCUUCACCGUCGAGUACUUCGGGAGAAAACCGAGUAUCGUUGCCUUGGUGAUGAUAGGGGGCGUGGCAUGUCUGACAACUGCUGCAAUUCCUGAAGGUGUAUGGCUAACAACGGUUGCUAUGAUAGGCAAAUUCGGCAUCUCGGGAUCCUUUGGGGUCCUCUAUCUAUACACGGCUGAACUCUAUCCAACAAGUAUUAGGACUGUGGCGGUUGGAGGAUGUUCCAUGUUCUCUCGGGUGGCCAACAUGCUGGCUCCUCUGAUACUCACCCUUGACAAGUUCUGGACACCCAUGCCGCUUGUGAUCUACGGCUCCAUGGCCGUCCUGACAGGGCUCCUGACCCUCUUCCUCCCAGAGACCCGGGGUCAGAUGCUACCAGAGACCAGGGCGGAAGGGGAAAACUUCGGAAAGAAUCUGUCUGCUGAUGAUGGCGUGGACGAUAAGCGAAACGGUUUGCUCGAUGACGUCGUAAGCAAGGGUAUCGGACUCGACGAGGUGAACACGUCACACGAAAAGGGCAAUGACACGGCCAAUGAAAAUCCAUCUUACAUAGCAUAAUGUAACCCAAUGGCUUUCUUGGACACGUUUGCAUGCGACUCGGCAGUCGGGAAUAGCAUUUUUUAAUGAAAAAAAAAUGGCCAAGAAUGUGUCUGCUUGUAUUUUCUCACUAAUAUAUAGAAAAAUUAUGUAUCGGCCUAAAUUUCCGGUCUUUUAUUUCUGUCGAUCUUUCUCUUUUUAAUGCAAUGCGCACAAACUAUUCAUAUUGAAACUUUUUCAAUAAUAAUAUGCUUAAAUUUUAUAUUUCGUUAUUUCAUUAAUGAAAGAGGCUAGGCAGUCGUCGUGGAUCGGUUUUGAAAGUGUAUGUGUGUGUGGGGGGGGGGGGGGAGGGGGGGCUGACCACGAAAAAAGAUAAGAUGACUGUAUUAUUAGUUUUGUACUAUAUACUGAAAAAUGGGGGGGGGGGGCUGGAGGUCAUUUGAGGUAUACGACAUUUAAUAUUGUUACGAUACACUGCAACAAAUAUAAAAAAAUAGAUUUAAAUUUGAUUUCCUUCUUUUUUAUUACAGGAAAUAUAACAAUCAUAAACUAACAAAACAUAAAUAAAUAUUGAUCUUACAUGUACAUCUCUUGAAGUGACAGAUGUGCAAUCCAAAGUGAAAUCCUAUAUCCUAAUAAAAAUCCCAGUUGGUUGGCGAAGAUUCCGUAAAUUAAAGUUCACAAUGAUGGCGAUGAUGAAACUGAUGUUGAAGCACGAUGAAUAACAAGAGUCAAUGUAACGAGUUGAAAUGUCCGUGAAGACGAUGUUUAUGAUGAUUAACAGUCAAUUUCAGCAAUCCAUGGGUUGAAAAGCGUUCAUUAUAACAGGUUGUUGAUCUCGAUGAGAACUGAGAAUUCCUCUCUCAAAGUAACUGCAAACAGUUUAUUGAUGGCGUGCAAAUAAUUCCACAGAAGAUAAAUGUUGUAUUCCAGGUGGAAAUAAAAUAUGCUCUGAC